Agelaius phoeniceus (red-winged blackbird) is the source of this 284-nucleotide messenger RNA. RefSeq names its product serine protease inhibitor Kazal-type 6-like. NCBI's taxonomy places the organism in Eukaryota, Metazoa, Chordata, Aves, Passeriformes, Icteridae. Gene Ontology annotation, molecular function: protein binding. The record is from RefSeq and is a predicted model, not a curated record.
AUGAGGGCUACAGGUGCCUUGGUGCUUCUCAGCCUGCUGCUGCUCUCUUUCUUCUCGGUUCGAGAUGUAGCAGGUCAGGAGAUUGAAGAGAUCUGUAGAGAGUUCCUAAACAGAAGCGUGUACUGCACGAGGGAGUCCAACCCUCACUGCGGCACGGAUGGCGUCACCUAUGGGAACAAGUGUGCCUUCUGCAAGGCAGUGCUGAGGAGUGGAGGGAAAAUAAGAUUGAAGCACCUGGGGAAAUGCUGAGUCCUCCCUGGACCGAGCAGCAGGAGCUGAGCCGC